This is a messenger RNA of Salpingoeca rosetta, 1119 nucleotides long. RefSeq lists its product as uncharacterized. Bases 111 to 1082 code for a protein of 323 amino acids. The record is from RefSeq and is a predicted model, not a curated record. Lineage: Eukaryota; Choanoflagellata; Craspedida; Salpingoecidae. The transcript has 6 exons.
GCGAAAUUGGCGCGAAAAUUAGUUGGUAAAAUUGCACAGAUUAAUCCACCCAUAUACAAGGAAGGACUAUCCCAACACAACAAACAACAGCACCGGAAGACGCUCGCAGCAUGGCACGGGUUCAGUGGUGCGGGCGCUCAAUGGCUGUAAUUGCGCUGCUGUUGACGAUGCCUUGGAUGGCCAAGCCAGUGGCGGCUGGGCAAGGGAAGCUGUCCAUCCACACGUCGUUCGAUCCCGGCACAGAGAGCUGGGAAUUCAUCAAGGCGGUGAAGCCGCCAGUGGUCAAGUUGCUGGACAACUUCGGGCCUGCCGCACAAAUCAAGCAGGUGUCCCCGAGCACACUCAUUGUUGGUCGCAUCUACCUUCCAAACCAACCACAGAGUGGGGAUCCCACCCAAGCUGCGCAGGCCUGGUUCAAUGACCACAAGGGUACAAUCACCGCCAAUCCAGCCGUUGACUAUUGGGAAGGGUACAACGAACCCGGUGCAGGGACGCUGCAGGACAUGCAGUGGAUUGGCCAGUUUGAGGCGGCUCGCGUGAAGCUGCUUGCAGGCAUUGGAGCCAAGGCCAGCGUUGGCAACUUUGGCACCGGCAGCCCCGAUGUGACGCAGGCGGAUCACAUCAACGCCUUCAACCCAGCCAUCGACGCUGCCAUUCAGCAUAACGGCAUCCUUGGGCUGCACGAGUACAACUCGCCAAUCUUGGCCAACUGCUUUGACAACAGCACGGGCGAGGGCUGGAUGACGGGCCGCUACCGCAAGUACUACCGCCAGUUUCUCAUCCCAUCAAACCGCACUUUGCCCUUGGUCGUGUCCGAGUUUGGCAUCGACAACUCUCCCUGCACGCAGCCGGCCUCCCCCAACUUUGGCGGCUGGCGCAAGUACUGCAGCUGGUGGAGCGCCCACGGCCACGGCUCAGACUGCGCGCAAACAUAUGUUAACAUGAUGCUGUGGUACGAUGCGCUGCUGCGCCAGGACAGCUACGUCCUUGGCGCCACCAUCUACCAGCUGGAGAUUCCAGGCUGGCAAGAUUACUCCAUUGCCGGCAACGUCACGACCCUCCUCACGCAAGUCCUGCGCUGAGGGCAGACAUGCACACUGCUGCCGUUUUUCUUCCCCC